Misgurnus anguillicaudatus (oriental weatherfish) is the source of this 10728-nucleotide messenger RNA. Its product is annotated as protein unc-13 homolog B-like. Gene Ontology annotation, biological process: synaptic transmission, glutamatergic; synaptic vesicle priming; presynaptic dense core vesicle exocytosis. Gene Ontology annotation, cellular component: plasma membrane; presynaptic membrane; neuromuscular junction. The record is from RefSeq and is a predicted model, not a curated record. Gene Ontology annotation, molecular function: calmodulin binding; syntaxin-1 binding; diacylglycerol binding. Lineage: Eukaryota; Metazoa; Chordata; Actinopteri; Cypriniformes; Cobitidae.
CAUGCGGUGAGUUUUACACACAGUUUAAUGAUGGCGAUGGGACAUUUGAAAUCAGGACGCGUCACCUGUGGGAAAGUCUUCAGUUACUUCAUCUACCCUCAGUAGCACGCUUGCUCAAGAGUAAACUAACUUAAUUGUUUGAAAUGUCGCCGGACAGGACGCUUUACAGCUGACACCUCAGAUUACACGAACGCGGGAUUUAACCAAGAGGAAAAACUUAGCUUGCCAUGUCUCUCCUCUGCGUGAGAGUUAAGAAAGCCAAACUUCACGGAUCUUUAGAUAAAUUCAAUGCCUAUGUUACACUUAAAGUACAAAAUGUGAAGAGCACAACCAUCACAGUGCGUGGAGACCAGCCAUGUUGGGAGCAGGACUUCAUGUUUGAGAUCAGCCGACUGGACCUGGGCCUUAUUGUAGAGGUAUGGAACAAAGGUCUCAUCUGGGACACCAUGUUAGGUACAGCCUGGAUCCCUCUUAAAAGUGUACGUCAUUCAGAGGAGGAGGGUCCUGGCGAGUGGAUAUUUCUGGACUCUGAAGUUCUGAUGAAGGCAGAUGAGAUAUAUGGGACCAAAAACCCAACGCCACAUCGAGUCCUGCUGGACACUCGCUUUGAGCUGCCUUUCGACAUCCCAGAAGACGAGGCUCGAUACUGGACUGGUAAACUGGAACGCAUCAAUUCUAUGAGUAUGCACAAUGAGUUUCCCUUACAGGAUGAAGUAGCAGGACGAUCAUUGCCAUGUGCUGCAUCUCAGUGCUCAUUGGAUGACUUGGACAGUGCCAUGGACGAUAGGGACAGUGACUAUCGGAGUGAGACGAGCAGUAGUUUACCUCCCCGGUACCACACCACAGCCCAGCCCAACUCCUCGCUUCACCAGUAUCCCAUGGGACCACGCUGCCAGCAAAACAUGGACUCCUGCGCUGACUCUGUUCAUAGCUUUGAAAUUGACUAUAGGGACCACCAUGCCAGCAGAACUUCUAAUCACAGGGGUAGGGUUAGGAUUGUCCCAGUAGAUUCAGGCAUGGGUGUGGAGGACUGGGAACUCAAAUACAAACUAAAGGGUAAAAGUGCCCUGGAUGAGUUUCUUGAUAGGGAGGAACAGACAUGGGUUGAUGAGAAGGAGAGCCAAAAUGAUAUUAUUGGUUUUACAAAGACUUACCAUAACCAGCUGUCACCAACCAAAAACAAAAAUGCUUGCCUCGGUGCUGCUUACCCAGAAGGCUAUGCCACCAUUGACCGAAGGCGGAGGAAAAAAAUCCAGGACCCAGGAGGGCCUGAGCUUGCUGGGCCUUUUCUUUCUGAUCUUGCCCUUCUCCAUCGAAAACGAGGUGAACUUGUCUCACGCCAGGUGAAAGAAAUGGAGGAGGCAGAUGAAAACAUGAUACCAUGCCUGAUGCCGUACAAAAAUGGCUUUCUCUACAAAAGUAGAACUUGGGCCAAAAACAGGCUUGAACACUCACUGGAGAAUUAUGUUGCAUAUCAAGAGGAGAUAGACAGACAAAGGGAGGAUGUAGGCUUUGAUUCUGAGGGUUCAGAUGAGCUGCAAUAUUCCUUUGGAUCUGAGGAUGAGUUAGAGGAAAUGUCCUCCUUAGCUAAAGCACUCAGGGCUGAGGAGAGAAAGAAUUAUGGACACUGUGGAUAUAUCUCAACUUAUGGCAUUUCAGCUGAGAGACCUGGUUACCGUGAUAAGAAAAGUGGAAAGUGUAAGAUUGGGGGAUGGGCUCCAGAGGUUAUGCUGUCUCCUGUAGAGGAGCCAAGUGAUGAAUAUGUUGAUCCUAUGGAUGAGCUUCAGUGCUUGGUUGAAACCGUAUCAGAAUAUCUAGCUGAAAAAGAAGAGGAGAUCAGUAGAUACGGAUCCUUGCCCAAGUCUAACAAAUCAAGGUUGCCUUCCCAGGAUAGUGCAAGAGCAGAAUCUGUUGGAGAUGAGCAAGGUAUCCCCCCUAAGGAAAGUAAAGAAAACCCCAUAGAUCCCAAAGAAAGAAAUUCUGGUGGUGCUUCUGAUCAUGGAGGGGCAGGGGUAAAGAAUGCCAUGAGUUCAUUAUUUAGCUCUUUUACUGAUAAAGUUGUUUCUAAUUCGAAACAUGUGGGAAGUUCCAAGUCUGUUGAACAAUCAGAGACACCAGUUGGCGUUCCUCUUAGUUCUGGUAUAUCAAAAUUGUUUUCCUUCAUGCCAAAGUCCCCAAGCCUCACACCAAUAGCUGUGGUUUCCCCUACUCAGGAGGCUCAGUCAGAUAGAAGGUUUUCAAUACCAUCUCUCUUGCCUUUUCAGUCAUCAGAUGCCAAGUCACACAGAGUAAAUGAACCAGCUGAACCAAUCAGAAAUGAGCCAAACAAAAGCAGUGGUGUCACAAAUGGCAAUGCGACUGUGUCUUCUGUUAAUUCUUUGUUGGGUGAGGUGAACCCUCUGAGUUGCAAAGCCAAACAUUAUUCUGAAAAUGUCAGUCAAGAUCUGAAUGAUACUAAGACAAAGCAGAAGCAGCCAAAUGAUCAGUCUAGAGUUAUGAAUGAUAGUUUACAAUGCAAGACUGUUAAAAAUUCCUCUUUUGAGAAGACACGCAUUACGUCUCAAACACAGAAAACACCUGAAGAUGUAGGAUUUUUUAGUCCUUUUAAAGCAUCUCUCAGUUCAUUAAUCUCAAAUGGAUCUCCAGUGCCUCCACAGACUCAAACACAAACAGUUUAUCCUGUUUUCAGAUCAGCAGAGGACACAAUCAAGUUGGAGUCACAAUCAGAUAAAUCCUUGCUUGGAGACAAGAUAAAACAAUCUUUCCACUCUUCUGACCAUGUAUUUGUCAAACAACCCCAAAAGGUUGAAGGAGGACUGUUUUCUGGAUUGUUUAAGUUUAGAUCUGGCGAAGAUGCAAAUUUAUCCAAAAGUACAUCACAGCAGUCAACCAACAGUCAGCUGAAUCAAACUCUGCCUGCGACAAAAAAAGUUACCAGUGUAAUUUCUUCUCCAGUGUCUGACAAAGUCAACACCACAAUCACAAAAUCAACACCACAGGACAUUAAAGAACCCCACGAGACAAUGUCUAAGGAUAAUGCAGAAACAAGCUGGUUUUCUAGUCUUUUCAAGAUUACUCCAACUGACCUGCAGCCUGGUACUCCAUCAACCCAGGGUCCUAAUAUUCAAAGCUCUUCACUUCCUCAAAGGUCAAAUCAGGGUGAAACAAGACUGCAGCAACAAAAUCCAGUUUCUUCCAGGGAACAUGUGCAAUUAAGGCACCAAAAUCAAGGUUCCAAUGAACAAAAAGCAUCUCUACAUGAACGCCAGGGUCAGUCAACUAUCUUUGAGAAUAAGUCAGGUUCCCAAUCAGCUCCUAACCAACCACAACAAGGGGGUUUACUCUCAGGUUUCAUGAAAUUUGCAUCCAUUGGUGAUGUGGCAACAAGUACUCAACCUAAUCAGCCACAACAAAGCAGCAAAUCUACCCCAAGAAUAAAUCAACAACAAAGUUUUCAGCAAAAUCAUCAUAAUUUUCAACAAAAUAUAUCCAAUACCCUUCUCCCAGAGUCCUCCAGAGAUACUAAGUCAACUUGUAGACCACUUGAAAAUAAUAGCAAUGACUUCUCUCAGAAUCAGUCAACAAUGGCAGAUGCACCACCUCAGCAGAAAGGGAUUUUGUCUGGCCUUUUCAGAUUUGCCUCUACUGACAAUGUCUCAAAUACUCACACAAAGAUGCCAGAGCAGCAGCAGGUAUCAUCAAGUGAAAACUCUGGUCAACUCCUUGUUCAGCAGAAUGCUAAGGGACAGAGUUGCGAAAUUCCUCAACAGUUCAAAUACCAGCAAUUGGAUCAACAUCAGAAAGGCAAAUUAGAUGCCCCUAGACAAAUUGAAAGUGUAUCCCACCAAGUACCCUCUCAAAAAGAUGGCCUUCUAUCUGGUAUCUUCAAGUUUGCCUCUUCAGAUAAUGUUUCUCAAGCAACACAACCAAUGCAUAGAUCUAACAUUCAGAUUGCUCCAUCCCAGCCAAAUCAAAAUGUGACUGGACAAAGCCAUUCUUAUCAAGAUAAUUCAUUUAAACAAAAAUCCCAGUCAGGUGGUCUCAUCUCUGCCUUUCUUAAAAUGUCCUCUGUUGAGACACAAGAACUGACUACACAAUCAUUCUCUAAAGAACACAAAUCAACUGUUACAAAACAAGGUUCUCAUCAGGCAAGACAAGAUACAUCCUGUCAGUCAGGUAUUUUGUCCGGUCUCUUUAGCAAACUCACAUCUGAAGAUUUACCAUCAAUCAAUCAAAAUUCUACUGAACUGAAAACAAGUCAUCAAACUGUACCAAAAAAACUUCCCACUCAGCAAGGACAAUCAAACAGACGACUGCCUGAACUACCUUCUCACAGUCAUGCUGAAAUGCAAAACCAAAAGUCCUUUACCCCCCAAGGUUUAUUAACUGAAACAUGUAGUCAGAAAACAACAGAAACUUCUUCUGCCAAACCAGGAAAUAUGGUUGUGGAAAGAUCACAUCUAAAAGCUGGCACUAUAAACUCACCAGUCUUAACAGCUAACAUUAAUAACAAGCUUAACAGCUAUGACACAGAAAGCCUUGAUUUAAGGACACCAGCAAGUUAUGCAAGGUCACAACAGAAUUGUACUUCAUCAAACAGCACUGGUCUUUUACUCAAUUUAUGUAACUCACAGAAACUUUUGAUGUCAAGUCAUAUAAGAAACACUUCAUAUAGCACAGAAAAUCUUUCUAGCUUUCCUGUUGGUUUCUCCUCUCAAGCAAUAAUGUCACAGACUUAUUUAAGGCAGAGUUAUCCUUAUUUAAAUAACAUAUCAAGAGAGUAUGGUCACCAGCAAGAAUCAUCAUCAUAUGCAAAUUAUGGACUCAGUCCCAAUAAUGAUGAUAACUCAUGGAUUCAAGAAUCUAUUUUGUGGCAACAGCUAAAUGAUCAGUCACUGGGUUACUAUUCAGAUGGAAAUGGCAAUGUACAAGAUGAAUUUCAAAACUCUUCUCAGUGUUUGAACAAUAUAAACAUAGAUGUUAAUCGGCAGAAUUGUUUUACACAGCCACGGCACACUAACAUAGGAGAGAGCAAUAGUCUUCCAGAUUAUGCCAAUGUUUUUUCUAAUAAUUCAAGGAGACCGAGAGUUUGGAAUAGCUAUAACAGUAUGGACGUGAUUAGUACCCAGGAGUCUGAAGGUGUAUUGAAUUUGAGCAUGAAUGGUAAUGCUAAGUUAAGCAAGUGGCACUCAUUAGGUUCAGAGAGUUAUAGCAGUCUAAAUAAUAAUGCAUAUUAUGAGGGCUAUAACGAGGUAGCUCCUUUACACCUGUCUAACUCGACUAAUGGACAACAUGCAUAUCAAGGUAUAUCAGACAUAUUUAGUCAACCAGGAAGUAAUGAAAGCUAUAUUAAUGUACCUUCAUAUGGCAAUGGUUGGAACCACCUUUUGACAAGCAACAUUGAUGAGGAGGAAUAUAUGUACUUUGAGGAGUCGGAGUGGUAUCAGCAAUGGCUUUCACUUUUGGAACAAGGAAUGUGGUGGCCUGCAGAUGAUGGGGAUUGCGGAUAUUUUGUCUAUACUGAUUAUGAGUAUAUUUAUGCUCUGCUGACAGAUGAGUCUGGUCAAUAUGUGUAUGCAUGUGCUCCAGAACAAGAGUGGGAAAAUACAGGGGAUUUCUAUCCUACUGCUUGGUUGUAUAAUGAGAUGGUUAAAGUUUGUGGUUUCAAGAUUCCUCUCUACAAUGAAGAUGAGCUCCUCUGGUUUCCAGGGCAAGACCAAAGUGAAGCUGAACUUCUAACUGCACCACUUGACUUGUCUGCAGUCUACAGAGAAGGUAAUCAAAUCAUGAAUUUGAACUUGGAGAGUUUCUGCCAGAAGUUUGAGGACUCUAUUUUCAAUCAAACACAGCAGGCCCUUGACUUUUCCACUUAUCGGUUCAACAAAGUUAAGAUGGAUGCAAGACAACAUUUUCAGAACGACUGUGCCAUCUGGGAUCCUUCUCAGGAAGCUAUUGAUCUAUCAUGUUAUGGUGCCAACCACAAUACUAAAAAUAUCAGUAGCAAAGGAGUAAAAGAGCUGUUGUCUCAGAAGGUGUCUAUUUCAUUUGGUGCAACUCCUACCACUAAUUCUGGUGAAUACAUCUGCUACCAGCCUCAACAGAGACGGCGUUCAUCUACUGGAGUGCAAGUAAAGCACAUAGAUGACAUUUCAGAAGAAGAGUGGCGUAAGAGAGUACAAACUGGAGAGGAGCAGCCAAAUCGAUCCAUUAAGAAAAUCUCUUCCUUCCUAUCUUCUAUUGUUGGCAAAAAUCCUGAAACCAAAAACACAGCUAGCUCAAGGUCAACUUUUGCUAAAGAUGCCACUUACACAGAACAGUAUCUAAGCAAGCUUACUGAAACGCACAAUGUUGAUCAGCAAGGCAAAGAUAUUGUCACAACAGGACUACAGAGCCUCAAAUCAAAAAUUAUAAAGGAUGACUCAUCUUCUGCAGCAGUCAAGUCUGAGAUUACAAGAGUUUCAACAACAUCUGGAGUUUUGCUAACGUCUCAACAAAUACCAGUUUCCACAACUUUUCAGGGUAUAUCGCCCUUAUCCCAGAAACCUAAACUAGCUAGACAAGCCACAUUGUCAAGAGAAACUUCUGUUCCUUCAACAUACCUGGUUUCUACCACUUCAACUUCAAGCAACUCCUUAAGUGUAACCUCCAAGCCUGCUACUACAGAGUUUUCUCACCCAGUGGAUGCACAUGGUCCAAAAUCAUCUGAGCAAUCAGGAGGUUUUUUAAACUUUUUCAAGACAUCAGUGGGAAUAGAGGGGCCCAAAUCAGAGCCUUAUGUAUCAUCCCAGCCAGUAACUAGACACUCAGACAAAGAUGGAUCUAUUCCUGUUGGCAUGAACACAAACCAAGAAAAAACAAGAAUUUCAACUAUCUUUGGGUCAGUAGGCGAUUUCUUUAACAAAGAAUGUCCUCCUCACACAAAAUCACAGACAGAUCUACAACAGUCUUCCUCACAGGUGUUACCAGCCUCUAUGAAAAAUGAAGAAAACAAAGACUGCCAACAAAUGACAACAGUGCGUGAAGGAAUUCAGAAACAACAAACAAUAAAUACAUGCAGUGAGUCAGAGUUGUUUGUGUCGCAGUCAUUUCAAGUAAAGAGCACCUCUGCAUCUCACACAUUUUCUACUGAUGCAAACAGGGGACCAACACCAGAGAGAUCUCAAACUAUGCCACCAACUGGAAAAAUGAGACCAGAAGCAUCUUCCAAACAAUCCACUGGGCUGCUUGGUUUAUCUGUUGGGGACAUUUUCUCUGGGACCCCAUCAUCUAAAGAGGAGCCUUCAGGCAAAGGGCUGCUGUCCCUAUUUGCUAGUUCCGGUCAGCAACAAGCUCAAUGUCAAACUGGGUCUGCUGCUUCUCAAGAGCCACUAGGUAAAAAUAUCCUGACUUUUUUUGGUAGUUCCAGUAUGCAACAUACUUCACCACAAUCUGGGUUGACAAGUCAGUCUAACAUACCAGGAUCUGCUCCUCCCAAAGAGACUUCAGGUCUGAAUUUAUUUUCUAUUUUUGGUGGGACCAAUACAGAGCAGUCUCAAACACAAAUUGGUUCUUCUAACCAAAAACAAACAUCAGGCACUGUUCUUCCAACAGAAACAUUAGGCAUGAGAUUACCCUCCAUGAGCAAUAGUUCUAACAAUCAGCAGGCUUCACCACAGAUUGAAUCCUCAAAUCAAUUUUCAUCAUCAAAUGGAGCUGAUCAACCUAAAGAUACACCAUUAAAAGGACUUCUUUCUAUGUUCAGUGACCCUAAUCUUCAUAAAACAUCACAACCAGGACCUACCACUCAGCCUGAGUUUCAAGGAAGUGGACAACCAAAAGAGCCUCUGGUUAAAGGCUUGUUCUCUAUGUUUGGUAGUUCUAGUCAACAACCAGCUUCACAUCAGGCAGAAUCUAUUUUUGGUAAAAUAUUGGGGGAAUCUUCAAGCUCUAGUAACAGUCCACCAAAAAGCCUAUUCUCCAUGUUUGGGGCACAAAGCCCACAGCCACCAGCAAGUCCUCAACCAACAACUAGAUCAUCUUUAGACAACAGAGUUUCAGAGAUUGUCUCUCAAAAUGAGCAGACAGGUAAACAGGUGCCAGAUUGUAGUUCUAAUAAGGGUCCAGCAAAGGGAUUGCUUUCAGGGUCAGAUAAACCCAUACACUCAUCGCAUAUAGAGAGUGGCUUUUCUUCUAAAUCUGUUCACCCAGCAAAUGAGCCAUGUAAAGAGUCAUCUAUUAAUGAAAUACCCAUAUUGUCUAGUAAAUCAAACUCUCAGCAAUCCCCACAACAACAAGUGACACAUUCUACUUCACUUGAUGUUAAAGAGUUUACAGAAUCACAAAGUAAAAUCUUACCAUCUGUGGUGACCAGUCAGAUAUUACAGUCAAGCUCCUUGCAACACUCCUCUUUUGUAUAUGAACAUUUAUCAAAUGAAACCCCUGGAAAAGGUCGAUUUUCAAAUCUCAGUGGGUCUACAAUUGAACCAAGUGAGACACAGGUUACACCAAGCUUUAAUCGAACUAGCUCAGUCCCAAAAACAUUGCACGAAGUAUUACCACCUAUUGAUGUUAGUUUUGCAUCUUCUGGAUCUAGCAACCCACCAGCACCCCAAGAGGGUUCUUCCACUGAGGGUACAGCACCAACGAAAGACAGAGUAACCUCAGACUUUCUGUCUAUCUUUUCUGGAUCAGGUUCUCAAAAUGCUUCAUCUCAUACUGGAUCUAUACUUGGUGGAAUUUUCCCUGGUACUCCAAGCUCAAAGGAAAUUCCUGGUAAAAAUCUGUUUUCUAUGUUUUCUGGAGCUAGUUCACAACCCAGUGCAGCCAAUAUCGGACAGAAAGCUGAAAGCAGUAUUCCAGGAGCUUCUGCUUUUAAUGAGUUACCAGGAAAAAGUUUGUUUUCUGUGUUUAGUGGGUCAAGUCCACACCAAGCUACCUCCCAGACACCUUCAUUAUUAGGAAGUAUUCUACCUGGAGUAGCUUCAAAAGACACUCCAGGUAAAGGUCUUUUUUCAAUGUUCAGUGGUUCCAGUUCAACAUCUACACCCAAUGAUAAAGGACCAACAUCUAAACCAUCAGAAACCGAGAGGGUGUUCAAGAUUACAUCAUUGUUCUCACAAAGUAAUGUCAUUGAUGACAAAUCAAAGACUGAGGGGUUUGGCCUAUUAAAUAUGCCAUUCAUGGAAGAAAACAAAUCUGAGCCCCAGAACUCUCAGGUUUAUGAUUCGAAAGACUUUACCCCCUUGGCUGAUCAAGUAAAACCAGCCUCUAUUCAUUCGGUUCAUUCUGAUAUGAGUAAAAAAUGUCCUGAGCGAACUGCUAAGGACAUAUCUGUUGAAGGGAGUCACCUAGAUGUUACACAGGAGACAACCAGUUCUAAACCUGAAGAAGCUUCAUCAAAGGAUAUUUUUUCAGCCUCAAAGCAGAGUAUAAAAGAAGAAAGUCUGUCCACUGAUUUUCCACAUAAGCAUAUAAAAGAUGAACAUCUCAAAGACUUUCUUAAAGAAGAGCAGCCUCAACCUUCCGAACCACAGAAAUCUGUCAUAGAUUCAUCUGCUAAGGCAGUCACUGGCUUCAUGUCUAAAAUAUUUUCUGGUACAAGUUCAGCAACAAAAUCUUCACCUGGACCAGGACCUGACCAACAAAACAUCUCACUCUUUGGGUUUUCAGGUAGCAUACCCACAGAAUCUAUCAAAAAUGACCUUUUUAGUAUCUUCAAACCGGAAGCACCAAAAACAACUGACAUGGCACCACCUGUUACCUCUGCUCCUCAAUCUCUUCAGUCAGUCCAAGACCAAAUGGCACAAAAUGAUUCAUUAUCAUCUUCAAUGGAUGUUACAUUGUGUGAAGGCAAAAAUAAUAUCAUUGACAAAAAUGAAAUGUCUGCUAAUGAUACUUCAUUCAGUAAUUCUACACUUGCUGUAGACUCUGCAUCUUGUCAGCCAUCUGAAACGGAUGUUAAGGAGUCUAUUUUGGAGGAAGAAGUAAUACAGGACAACACUAUUUCCAUUGUUUCUGAACCUAAAGCCAAAGACAAAUCUAUACCUGCAAAAGACAGCAGCCCAAACACAAAUCUGCAGCCUCCAACAUCAGAACCUCAGUCUAUAUUUAGCAUGCCAAGUUUUACAGUACCCAAGUUUGGGUUAAUGUCUGGACCUGCAGAUGCUGGAAAGUCUUUUGGAUCUUUCUUUUCUUCACCACCCACAAUACCAAACCCAGAAGGCAAGCUUCUUUCUGGAUUGAAGUCAUUUUCAGCAGGACUGUUUCAAGAGGAGAAGCCAGUGGCAUCAAAUGAACCACCAACAUCUUUGUUUGGAACAAAAUUAGGUUUUCCAUGGCAGAAAGAGACUCCAACACCUAAUCAACAAACACCUCAGAUUGUUACAACACAGCCGAAAGCUAAUGAGAGUAAAGUAGACAUUAAAGAUAAUACUGCUAAAACAAGACAUGGCUAUCUAAUCUCAAAAGGUGAAAAUUGUGUUAUUACACAGCCUAGUGAUAUUAAACAAGACAUUGUUGCAAACUCGGAAAAUAAUUCUGAUACUGAUAUCCAAGAGAAAAUUGGUGUUCCAGUCAACGACACAGAUAAACCCCAAACUAGUGCCUCCACACCCGAUCUUCCAUUUCAAAAACAACUAGAAAUCCAUGUCCAGACCCCCUUUUCUACAGAUGUCUCAUCAGGAUUACAACAGGAAAUGGACCUUUUGAUUCCAAAAAGGCUAGUAGAAGCAUAAUAAAUGGUUUUAUUAA